This is a messenger RNA of Coregonus sp. 'balchen', 999 nucleotides long. The record is from the annotation of a GenBank genome assembly. NCBI's taxonomy places the organism in Eukaryota, Metazoa, Chordata, Actinopteri, Salmoniformes, Salmonidae.
GUAUUAGACAGAGGUGUCUGGGUGACUCAUCCUUCUCAUUUAUCCUCUCCUCUCUGGUUCCAGACACACUAUGAGGAUGGAGAGUACAUCGUCAGACAGGGAGCCACAGGAGACACCUUCUUCAUCGUCAGUAAGGGAAUGGUGAGACCCUCAUCAUCAUCAACAUUAUUGAUAAAGGGCUCUCAGCCAGACAUGUUACCUUCUGUCCUAGCCAGGGAGCCAAAUAAGUUCAAUGACUCACCCCAUUCAAAUUAUCAAGAUGUACAGUAUCUAUCUGUCUCAACUAGUGGAACAAACAUCUCUCAUCUCUCCCUCUCUCUCCCUGCCUUUACCCUUCCCUGUCCACAUUCCUCUCUCCUUCUCUUUCUCAAUCCCUCUGUUUCUUUUCCUGGGUCUUCCUUUCCCUUUAUGUCCUCUAGAUCAUAUUAAAAGUUGAAUUAUUGCUCUGUCCCUCAGAUUAGCUAUGUAUUUCUGGUGAACGUGAUGUCAUACCGCAAUAUAACCUUCUAAUGAAUGAAGAUGGAAGCCUUAAUUAAGUCAAAUGACCUUCUAUAUAUCUUCACUUUGGCCAGUUCUGCUGGACCUCCAUCGCUCAGUUGUCAGCUAGCUAAUGACCUGGUCAGUGGUUCCUCACAGACCAUAGCACCAAGAUGUCCAUCAAAUAUGUACAAAGAUUUAGCAUGCACAGAUAUGUCCAUCACCCCUGCUCUGCAUUAAUCUCACUUUGAUGUUGAAUAAUGUAGUGAUUAGUCAAUCAUACAGUUACAGAAAUAUCCAUUACAGAAGGGUUUGAGGUACUUACAGUGCAGCACAUGGUCCCAUAGGUCCCUUCUCUCAGAAUGUAUAAUUGCUCACUCCCCCCUCAUGGAUUUAAAGUGGCACCCCCACCCCUUUGUCCAGGUGAAUGUGACCAGGGAAGACAAGCCCAGCGGGGAUCCUGUCUACCUCCACAGCAUGGGGAAAGGAGACUGGUUUGGAGAGAAGGCCCUGCAAGGGUAA